Benincasa hispida (wax gourd) is the source of this 7985-nucleotide messenger RNA. The record is from RefSeq and is a predicted model, not a curated record. NCBI's taxonomy places the organism in Eukaryota, Viridiplantae, Streptophyta, Magnoliopsida, Cucurbitales, Cucurbitaceae.
AAAAAAAAAUGGGUCACACUUUUCAAAUUACCUUUCAUUUAUUGCGAUACACCUUUCAUAAACGUGGCUUAAGUUAAAUUUUUCCUGUCUUGAAACUAACUAAUUUCAACCAACAAACAAUUAAGGUUUGCAUAACAUAAGAUCUAAUUAAUGCAAAAAGAUCAACGAUUUACCAAGGACUUGUUUGGUAGGCAAUUCGAAAGCAAUAGAUUCAAUUGAAACAUAGUUAUAUAGUUUAAGUAGCACGAACUUGUACUAUUAACCUCAAGGUUUAAGUUUCAAUUCCCACCCCACACCCACAUAUUGAAAAAGGAAAAAAAAAAAAAAAUUAUAUAUCAUAACACAUAUUUGUUGAAUCAGUAAAUCUCAAAAACAUAAAACAAAAUCUAGAUCGACAAACUAACCGCCCUAAAUCUUUCAACAAAAACCCAGUCCCAGUGUCAAUUUUCUUCGAAGAUAUCAUUACACAAAACAUAACUAAGUUAAGCAAGAUCUAUAAACGCGUAAAAAUGAAAAGGUCAGCCACUUCGAUUAUCUUUUUUUUCUCUCUUUAGAAGCCUCGUAGUUUCCUCCUUUUUUUCAAGGAUUCUUUUGAGGUUUUUUAGACCGCUGCCGGAAUUGGAUGCCUAGUUAUACUCAAACUUUUGGUAAAGAAAAAAAAAGCUAAAAAUGUCAUUUUGAUACAUACUUUAGAGUCUGUUCAAUUUUUUUAAUAUAAUUUUUAAAAAAUUCCUUACUACUAAUUCAUGGUUAGUUUUUCAAAAAAUAAAUAAAUAUCCAUUAGUAUUUUUACUAUAGGGGGAAAUUUUUCAUAUUAUAUUUUAUUGCAUGAAAAUUAUUAUUAUUUAUUGAACCAAUUUCAAUGAACUUUAAUUUUGAGGGGCUAAAUUUAAGAUUUAUUAAAAAUAUAUGGACUAAAGUUGGGCAAUUGAAAGUACACGAAUUAAAUAUGAACAAACUUCGAAGUCCAGAAAUCAAAAUUGUAUCUUAACCAAAAAGAAAAAGAGAGAAGUUAGAAUAUCAUUUUGGUUGUUAUACUUUUUUGUUCAAUUUAAGUCUUUGUACUUUCAAUUGUCCAAUUUCAAUCCCUAUUCUUUCAAUAAAUCUUAAAUUUAGUCCCCACUACUACUUUAUUAUUUAUCACAAUAAAAGAAAAAAAUAUUUUGUUAUCUAUUAGCAUAAAAUUUAAAAAUAUAUCCACAUAUUAUACUUCCUUCCUAGAAAAUUAUUAUUACUAUAUAAUCAAUUUCGAAAAAAAUUAACUACGAGGGAUUAAAUUUAAGAUUUAUUGAAAAUGGACAACUAAAAGUACAUGAACUAAAAUUGAAUAAACUUUUAAAGUAUAUGGACCAAAUUGUAUUUUUUUAAAAAAAUGUAUAUGGAUCAAAUUGUAUUAUUACCCAAAAUAUAUAUAUUAGACCAAGGAGCUCUUUGAAGCACUGAGUUGAAAUACUAUGUUUGGAAUUCAUAUGUCUGUGAAGUUUAUAUAUCUGGUGUAGAAUUGUUUUGCCCGAGUUCAUAUGUAUGUGUUUGAGAUGCAAAGUUAAAUUCAUAUGUUAAGGGCAUGUGAUACAGUUUUUUGAACUUUUCGUAAUCUGCUUUUAUAAUUACUAUUUUUGUUUUUAAACUUUUUUAUUUAAUAAUUUUACUCAUCUUUGUUUGAAAAAAAUACGAAUUCCAAUUUUUUUCUUUUAUUUUUAAAGUUUUUCUUUAUUUCUUUUCUUAUUAUUGUUGUAAUGUACAACAAUUAACCAACUAUAUUUCUUGUAGGAAUAUAGUUAAUAAAAUGGAAAAUAAAAAAGAAAUCAUAAUUUUUUAUUUCUAAUUUUUCUCAAUAAAUUUAAUCAUCUUCUUUUUUUCUUCCUCCUCUCAUUGCUCUAUAUUUUUCCUCGAUCAUGAUUUUUUUUUAAUUGAAUCUCCUUCAUCAUCUUAGUAGCCAAUAGAAUGUCACCACAUUUCUUCAACAAUUUCACUUUCAAUUCAUCCAAACAAAUCUCCAUUUUCACUAAUUCUUGCUAGAAAAUGUUCCAAAAAUAAAUAUCCAUUUUAUGAUUUUUUUUUUUUUUGUUAUUUGUUAUAUUUUUUUUUCUUCUUAACUUUGUGUUCCACCAUUCAACUACAUCCAUACUUUUCCAAAUUCAUAACACUCACUUGAUAUGUGAAUUUAAUUAAAUAAAAAUAUAUAUAUUACAAUUUUGUACAUAUAAAUAUUGCACUUAACGUAGACAAAAUAUUUUAACAGUCAUGGAACGUGCAGAAAAGAUAGGGAUGUCGUUAAGGUUUAUUUACAUGUUCCCAAUAAUAGUUAAAGUUAGGGUUGUAUAUAUAUUAUAUAUAUAUAUAUAUUAUAUAUAUAUAUAUAUCAUGGCCAACAAUGAUCCAAUUUCAUGCAUAAAAAAAAUUCUCCACUAAAAUAGUUAAAGUUGGUCAAUCCUACCAAGUAGAUGCAAAUAAUACCUUUUCCUAGACUGUGGUGGGAAUGUUAAGAUGCAAUCGGUCUUAUAAUAGUUGGAGGUGGCCGUUGAAGUUGAUUAUCGAAGGUGAUUUUCGCUGUAGUUUGUAAUCGAAGAGGUUGUUGGAGCCCAAAGUUGGUUGCACGAAGGUGGUAUUGAAGUUGGUCGACAGAAUUUGUCGUUGAAGCUGGAGUUACCCAUCGGGGUUGGUCAUGCGAUGGUGGUUGUCGAAGUUGAUCAUCGUAGAUGAUUUUCGUUGGAGUUUGUAGUCAGAGGUAGCUGUCGAAGGCUGGAGUUGGUCGAACGAAGGUGGUCAGCGGAGCUGGUCACCGAAGUUUAUUGUCAGAGGUGGUUGUUGGAGCCCAGAAUUGAUCGUCAUAGUUGGUCGUGAGAAGGUGGUUGUCUGAGCCUUGAGUUGGUUGUCAGAGUUGGCCGAGUGAAAGUGGUCACCAGAGUUGGUUCCCAAAAUGUGGCAACGGUAGUUGUCGACAAUGGUCGAUGAAUGAAGUCAUUGAAAACAUUGAGAGAAUGGAGAGUUUGGGAUGAGUUGGUAAAAUAUGCCAACUCAACUCCACCAACAUUUAAAAUUUGUGGGUUAAAUAUUGAGUUAGUAUACUUUAUCAACUCAACUCAACUCAACUCAUGUUGGUAAGCCAAAUACCCUCUAAGUGAGAUGAGUUUUCCCAAAUUAAAAGGUAUCCAUCUCAUCCAAUCUUAUCAAGUUCUUUAUCUUUUAUUCCACUUCAUUCCGGAUGCCAAUAGUCUCAAUAAUCACUUUUUUAAUUGAAUUUGGCUCCAAGAAUCUUUGCUUUACUUUACUACUGUUCACCAAAGUGUCUACAAAUACGGGAGAAAACACCAUAAUUUUUCCUUACAAAGAGUUCAAUCUUGAUAAUUAACUUGCAUGUUGCCAUGGCCUUUUGUAGCUUUCCUGAUGUUUAUUCCUGGAUACAGGACCUACCACCACUUUCUCAAUGGAAAACUACUUCCAUUUCUACAUCCAUAUGCUCUUCAACCUCAACCAAUUCCUCCCUCAUAAUUGUUGCUGCAAAAAACCUUCACUCCCCAACCGUUACUUUUUCAGUUACUGCAGAUGUCAGCUUUCCUAUUUCUCUUUGGACUUCAAAACCCUUGAUGACUGCCACCAAUUCCUCGAAUUUAUUAGACAAAGAAAGUAUGUCAAGUCUUUUGCUUAAUUGUGUUCAUGAUGUUCUUUACUAUGGCUCAAACCAAAGACAGAAUUCUAGCCAUAACUUACUCAAACUCGAUAUCAGUUCCAACUCUAAAGAAAUCUUCAACCUCGCAUUUCUUACCCUCAUAUUCUUAAUCUGCAUCUAUGAAGCUCCAGUCGAUCUCCGUUCAAAUUGUCUUAUGACUCUCAAGCAUCAUUUGGCAAAUUCUACUUCAAGGCAGAUAUCAAAGGUGCUUAUGAAACUGUUGGGGUCUAAUCUAGAACAGCAAUGGGUGAGAUCCUUAAACCUUGCAAUCACCAACUGGAUAUUGGAGCUCAAGGCCACUGGCCGUACUUUGAAAACGCCCUCACCUUUGUUCUCUUAUUCACUUUCGACAUACGGGCUGUGGAAAGUUCAACUGUAUUGUCCUAUCAUUGCAAUGGAUAAUAUUGAGAAUUCAAGCAAUCCUUCAACUGAUGAAAGAUUGCAGUUCUCUUUAAAUUAUCACCAGCUUGAAGGGGUUCUGCAGUUCAAUUACAGGGCUGUGGUUCGAGAAAAGUGGAUUGAUCUGAGGGUGCACGUUGAUAACAUAAGGUGUGACAUCAUCCGGCUUGUGAACGAGACUCUCUUAUCCGAGCGAGGAGUUGGUGGAUCAGAAAAGCACUUUCCAUCACGAAUUUCACUGCAACUCACUCCAACUUUCCACACAAACAUAAUGAGUGUCUCAGUAAGCAAGUCCUCAAGUAACCCUCAAAUAGAUAUUGGAACUGAAAAAUCCUUCGAGGCUGGUUUUGAAUCUGCAACAUCAUACCCAGGCCUCAAAUUAGCAAUAGGGGAGACUGUAACGGUGAGCUUGAAACCAUGGAAAUUUGAGCAGUUAGUACAUGGCAAUGCUGCAACCCUUAACUGGUACCUUCAUGACAGUUCGGAUGGGAAAGAGGUGGUCUCCACCAAGCCAUCAAAACUUGCACUCAUAAAUCCUAAAGCUUGGUUUCGAGACCGUUACUCGAGUGCUAACAGACCUUUUAACAGACAGGGAGGUGUCAUAUUCGCAGGAGAUGAGUAUGGAGACAGUGUGUGGUGGAAGAUUGAUGGAAAGGCAAGAGGGAAAACUAUGGAGUGGGAAAUUAGAGGUUGGAUAUGGAUAACUUAUUGGCCAAACAAACACAAGACAUUUUACACUGAAACCAGGAGGCUAGAAUUCAAAGAGAUUCUCCAUCUUUCAAUUCCUUAGGUCAAAAGAAAUCAUAAGAAAUAGACGGAGAUUAAUAGUCUGAAAUCUCUUUCCGACUUAUUUGAUUUCUUUCUUAGUAACAAACAAGACAUAUCUCUACUUCUAAACGUGUUGCCAACUACAUUUGUCUACAUAUGGUUAUUUCAUCGUCUGUAAAAGUUUAUAUAGGUUAUUUGAUAGUUGUAUUAAAUUGAGAUUAAACUUUCAAGAGUGGGAAAACAAGGGAAGACCCCCUUCCAAAGUCGUUACAAAAAUGUUCCAAUUUGGUAGCCUUUUUUUUUUGUUUGCAUUUGUGUUCUUUCAAUUUAGCUCAAUGAAAAUUCCUUUAUUCUUAAAUAAUAACAACAACAAUAAUAAUAAUAAUAAAGCUCCUUUAUCUCUAAAAAUUCUGAUUCCUUCCUUGCCAAGUGAGCCAAGAGAAUGCCCUGGUGUAGUGGAGUUAUAAAAGCUUUCAACUUCAUCCAAUUGAAUACCAAACUCCGUUAAGUGAUAAAAUUACUAUCUUUUCAUUUUAAAAUAAAAAUUACUAUCUUUUCAUCCAAUUAGAAUAAUCAUAUCACACCCAACUCAACCAACCAAAUACUUCGAUUGAAGUCAAAAUGAUGUCCAAAUUCAAUCCUGAAAAUGCCCAUCACAACCUAUGUAUUUUCUAUGAUAUAUCUAAGUUCAAGUGGAAUCUACACAGGUGUUUUAAUCAAGAAGGUUUGGUGUAUUUUAAUUAAUUUUGAUAAUCUUUUAUUAUAUCUUUAGAAAUUUGUUGAUGUUUUUAUUCCUUUUUGAAGAUUCUUUUUGGUGUUAUAGGCUGCAGCCCACUAAGCGCCCAAUAUUUUAUAGAGACUUAAACUUUUGAUCAAAGAUUGUUGGGUCGUGUGACGAGUUAUCCCUAGUUAAAAGGUGAGGUGUCUAUCAACUCUUUCCUAUGCAGAACCAUCCAAACUUAUCGUGUUCUUUCCAUUCAUCUCUUCUUUCUUGAUGCCAAUUGUCUAAAUAAUUACUUUCUCAAUUGACUUUUCCACGCUCUAGAAUCUUUGAACUUAAAUUCCAUUCAUCAAAGAGUCUAUAUAUAUAGAAGAAAAUAUCAUCAUUUGUCAUUACAGAGAGAAAGAAGAGUUCAAUCUUGCUAGCCUACUGCAUGUUCCCAUGGCUCCUAGUAGCUUUCCUGAUGUUUAUUCCUGGAUACAGAACCUGCCACCACUUUCCCAGUGGAAAAAAACUUCCAUCUCAACACCCAUAUACUCUUCAAGCUUGACAAACUCCUCUCUCGAUGUUGUUGCAGCCAAAAGCCUUCAUUCCCCAGCCAUUACUUUAUCUGUUAUUGCAGAUUUCAGCCUUCCUAUCUCUCUUUGGACUUCAGAACCUUUGAAGACCAACACCAAAUCCUCAAAUUUAUUAGAUGACCAAGAAAGCAUAUCCAGUCUCUUGCUAAAUUGUGUUCAUGAUGUUCUUCAUUAUGGCUCAAACCAACAAAACAAUUUUAACUUUAGUUUCCUCAAACUCGAAAUUACUUUCAACUCAAAAGAAAUUUUCAAUCUUGUAUUUCUUACCCUCAUAUUCCUCAUUUGCAUCUAUGAAGCUCCGACUGGUCUACGAUUGGAUUGUCUUACGACCCUCAAAUACCAUUUAGCAAAUUGUUGGUCAAGACAGACAUCAAAGGUGCUUAUGAAACUGUUGGGAUCUAAUCUUGAAGAGCAAUGGAUGAGAUCCAUAAACCUUGCAAUUACCAACUGGAUAUUGGAGCUCAAGGCCAACUGCUGCACCCUGAAAACACCCUCACCUUUGUUCUCUUAUUCAUUUUCAACUCACGGGUUAUGGAAAGUUCAACUGUAUUGCCCUGUCAUUGCAAUGGAUCGUAUUGAGAACUCAUCCAGUCCUUCACCUGAUGAAAGAUUGCAAUUCUCUCUAAAUUAUCACCAGCUAGAAGGGGUUCUGCAGUUCAAUUACAAGGCUGAGGUACAUGAGAAGUGGAUUAAUCUGAGGGUUCACGUUGACAACAUAAGGUAGAUUUGCACUUCGAAGCUAAUUUAUGCGCCACUAAGAACGAAUUUCCUUUCUUUCCCAUAAUAAAAGUAACAAAAGAUACCGUCAAAUUCUUGAAAAUCGAUUUCAAACUGAUCUCUCAAGCUAUUAGAAGUAAUCGAUGUUAAGGAUUCUCACGUAUCUUUGACAAUUGAGUUUAAACUUCUUCUCUCUCGCCAUAAGAGUAACAACCAUGAAAAAAACACUUUCUAGAAAAGAAUUGAUUCCAAUUCCAAACCUGAUCUUUCUAAACUAAUUCACAUUACAGAUUCUCACGUAUCAUUGACAAUGGAUUUUAAAACGUACCUCCCUCAAAUUCUUACAGGUGCAACAUUAUCCAACUCGUAAACGAUACGCUCAUGUCGAAACGAGGAGUCGGCAGAUCCGAAAAGCAUUUUCCAUCACGAAUCUCACUGCAAAUCACUCCAACACUACAAACAAACAUAACAAGCAUCUCAGUUAGUAAAUCAUCAGACAACCCAAGAAUCGAAGUCGGAACUGAAAAAACCCUAGAAGCCGGAUUCGAAGGGCAAAACCCUUACCCAGGGAUAAAAUUGACAGUCGGAGAGACCGCAACAGCAAGCUUGAAGCCAUGGAAGUUCGAGCAAAUGGUGUACGGCAACACCGGAAUCCUGAACUGGUACCUUCACGACAGUUCGGACGGGAAAGAGGUGGCGUUGAGGAAACCAUCAAGAUUUGCGCUGAUAAACCCUAGAGCAUGGUUCCGGGACCGAUACUCAAGCGCUCUCCGGCCGUUCAACAAACAGGGAGGAGUGAUAUUUGCCGGAGAUGAGUAUGGAGAGAGAAUUUGUUGGAAGAUUGAGAGAGAAGCAAGAGGAAAAUCCAUGGAAUGGGAGAUUAGAGGUUGGAUUUGGUUAACGUAUUGGCCAAACAAACACAAAACGUUUUACACUGAAACUCGGAGGUUGGAGUUCAAGGAGAUUCUUCAUCUUUCAAUUCCUUGAUAGUUUUGAAAAAAUCAGUGGAAAUAAUAAGUUAUCAUUUUCUUCUUGGUGUUACUUUCAAAUGUUUAAUUAUUAUUAUUAUUUUUUUUUUUUUGAAAAUUUCAAAUGUUUAAUUUGAGUUAUUCUUAAUAAAUCUUACAUUUUA